AUGAGUGUGAAUGGAACCAGCUUCCACGUGUUUGAUCAGGGCCGAUUCUCUAAAGAAGUUCUGCCGAAGUUCUUCAAGCACAACAACAUGGCCAGCUUCAUCCGGCAGCUCAACAUGUAUGGUUUCCGUAAGGUUGUGCACAUCGAGCAGGGCGGUUUGGUGAAACCAGAAAAAGACGACACAGAGUUCCAGCAUCCGUUCUUCAUCAGAGGACAAGAACACCUUCUGGAAAACAUCAAACGGAAAGUCACUAAUGUCUCGUCAGUCCGUCACGACGACGUGAAAAUCUGUGCUGAUGAAGUGAGCAAAAUCCUGACCGACGUCCAGAAUAUGAAAGGAAAACAAGAAACAAUCGACUCCAGGAUUGUCGCCAUGAAACAGUAAGAAACAAAAACAAAAACUCACG
Molecule: messenger RNA, 406 nt
Organism: Oryzias melastigma (Indian medaka)
Lineage: Eukaryota; Metazoa; Chordata; Actinopteri; Beloniformes; Adrianichthyidae
Product: heat shock factor protein 1-like
Exons: 4
Coding region: 1-384 (127 amino acids)
Biological process (GO): regulation of DNA-templated transcription
Molecular function (GO): sequence-specific DNA binding; DNA-binding transcription factor activity
Source: RefSeq, a predicted model, not a curated record